CAACAACAUUUGGAAAAAGUCAAGGGGUGUGAAUACUUUCUUAAGGCACUGUACUUAUCUGAGAAUAUUUCUAUUUCGUUUUUUGGUACAUUAUUUAUUUCUGUCAUACAAUCUCGCUUCAAGGACUUCAUCAGCAAAUAUACUAUAUGCAAACGUUUAUGUUAGUAUGAUGAAUAAAUCAUUGCAUAUUUUCAGCUGCCUUGAGCCUGGAGUCACUGAGGAAGGACUCUACUGAUUCACCUAUUGGCAAAAAAAAAACAGCUUUACAACACCAGCUUUACAACAUCCGCUUUACAACACCAGCUUUUACAACACCAGCUUUACAACAUCCGCUUUACAAUACCAGCUUUACAAUAUUCUCCCCCUUCUUUUCCCUCCAGGAACUUCUCAGUGAUUGAUCCACUCUCACGUUUAGACAUGUGUACCUGAAGCCAAAGAAGAGGCUAGCUACUAACAUACUGAGUCACUGUGUCAAAAAGACUGCAUGUCUGUGCCUGUUCACUCUCUACUUCCCACUGUGUUACUCUCUCUCUCCCUCUCCCUCUCUCUCUUUCUGUUUCUCACUGUGGUUGGUUCAUGUCAAUGGCAGACAUUUCAUUUGGCUUAGGAUUACUCUGACAUAUUGACAGACCAGGAUUCAGUUUCAGGGGAUGUGAGAUCUUUCAUUAACUGCUGUUCUUUUGACAAGAAGAGUUGACAAUAAUUCAACACAGCACCAUGAGUGAGUUAGUAGAAUCCACAUCGUCAUCAUCAUCAUCAUCAUCAUCACACCCUGUGGACAAAGACCAGUCAGGCUCCUGCCCUGCUGCCACAGCCCCUCGCAGAACAGUCCGGCUCCAGGAGAGACGGGGAUCCAAUGUGUCCCUGGUACUGGGCGUGAGCAGUCUCAGUCUGGAAGCAGUGGAGACCCUAUGCUCCAUCUCCACUCCCAGAGAGACCAUCCUCCACCUGCUGAGGACCUCAACACGCCCUCUGACCCCCUCUCAGCUGCAGGAGGCAUCUGAAGAGACCAGCAGGCUGAACUCAGAGUACCAGAAAAUUCCUACAAACUUUGUGAACCCUUCAGAGCUGGAUAUUCCAGGACGGGCUUUAAAAGACAGAUACAAGACCAUACUGCCAAAUCCUGAGACCCGUGUGUGUCUGAGGAACCCCGCAGCAGAGGAGGCGGGUGAGACUGAGAGAUACAUCAACGCAAACUACAUAAAGGGUUACAACGGUGCACCUAGCACCUACAUCGCUACCCAGGGCCCCAUGCUCAACACCGUGCAUGACUUCUGGGAAAUGGUGUGGCAGGAGAGAUCCACCACCAUUGUCAUGAUCACCAAGCUGAAGGAGAAGAAGGAGAAGUGUGAGCUUUACUGGCCAGAGAAGGAGGGCAGCUAUGGCAGAUUUGAGCUCAGAGUGGCCAUUGCGAAAGAAUGUGAUGGCUACACAAUUCGAGACAUAAUUAUUCAGGUGGGCUCAGAGAGCAGGCAGGUGAGGCACUACUGGUACUCUACAUGGCCAGACCACCAGACUCCAGACUGCACUGGGCCUCUGCUCAGACUGGUGGCGGACGUGGAGGAACACAGGCAGUCCCACCCCAGCCUAGGAACCACCAUCGUCCAUUGCAGUGCAGGGAUUGGGAGAACAGGUUGUUUCAUCGCCAGCAGCAUUGGAUGCCUGCAAUUAAAACACACCAGUAAGGCUGACGUGCUUGGAAUCGUCUGCAAGCUACGCCUCGACAGGGGUGGUAUGAUACAGACCAGUGAGCAGUACCAGUUCCUGUACCUCACCCUGGCCCAGUACAGCCGACAGCUGGUGAACACAGACUGUGGCUCAGAGAGCCCUGUCCCUGUCCCUGUCCCUGUCCAGACCGGCAGUACUACAGGAGAAACGCGGUGACAGAGAAAGCCCAGCUGAAGCUUUGUCUUUCUGUAUGGGAGAACAAGCUUCUGGAACUCUGUCUUUCUGCAUGGGAGAACAAGAUUCUGGAAUUCUGUCUUUCUGUAUGGGAGAACAAGAUUCUGGAAUUCUGUCUUUCUGUAUGGGAGAACAAGAUUCUGGAAUUCUGUCUUUCUGUAUGGGAGAACAAGAUUCUGGAAUUCUGUCUUUCUGUAUGGGAGAACAAGAUUCUGGAAUUCCGUCUUUCUGUAUGGGAGAACAAGAUUCUGGAAUUCCGUCUUUCUGUAUGGGAGAACAAGAUUCUGGAACUCUAUUUUUCUGUAUGGGAGAACAAGAUUCUAGAAUUCUAUCUUUCUGCAUGGGAGAACAAGCUUCUGGAACUCUGCUCAUGUGCUGUCUGUGGCAAUCUCAUCCCCUUGACUGUGACAGUUAUUGUGUCACGUCCUGACCAUAGAAAGCUGUUAUUUUCUAUGGUAGAGUAGGUCAGGGCGUGACAGGGUUUUUUUUGUAGUUUAGUUUUUCUAUGUUGUUAUGUUCUAGUUUUGUAUUUCUAUGUUGGGUUUUUGUUUGGGAUGAUCUCCAAUUAGAGGCAGUUGGUCAUUGUUGUCUCUAAUUGGAGAUCAUACUUAAGUGGGUGUUUUUCCCACCUGGGUUUGUGGGAGAUGGUUUUUGAGUGAGUGUAUGUUUCACCUCUGCGUCACGUUUUUUUUGUUCUUUGGUUUAUGUGUAUGUAUUGCAUAGUUUCACAGUGAAAAUAAAAUGUGGAACGACACACACUGCACUUUGGUCCGCUUCUCCUUACGACAACUGUGACAGUUAUUGUAGCAUUUUUAUGCGCGCAUUGGACUGGUUGGAGUUGUAUUGAAAUUCAUGAAUAAUGAUUUUGUCCAUAUUUGCUACCCUGAUAAUAAAUAUGUUAUGCCCUUGGCUUUAAUUAA
Messenger RNA from Salmo salar (Atlantic salmon), 2822 nucleotides. The record is from RefSeq and is a predicted model, not a curated record. Lineage: Eukaryota; Metazoa; Chordata; Actinopteri; Salmoniformes; Salmonidae.